Messenger RNA from Austrofundulus limnaeus, 5388 nucleotides. RefSeq names its product tight junction protein 2a (zona occludens 2) (gene tjp2a). Bases 216 to 3842 code for a protein of 1208 amino acids. Gene Ontology annotation, biological process: protein localization to cell-cell junction; establishment of endothelial intestinal barrier; cell-cell junction organization. Gene Ontology annotation, molecular function: cell adhesion molecule binding. Gene Ontology annotation, cellular component: plasma membrane; bicellular tight junction. The transcript has 25 exons. The record is from RefSeq and is a predicted model, not a curated record. Lineage: Eukaryota; Metazoa; Chordata; Actinopteri; Cyprinodontiformes; Rivulidae.
AGCUGGGAGCACUGGACGCUGCUGCCCUCCCGGAUGUUUAAUGUUUAACGUCUUUUAGAGGAGCACAAGUCGGCACUAAAAGUGAACCCGGGACGCGCUGAACGCUUUUUAAUUAAAACCGUGUUGUUCAAGUUUUAGUUGACGCUCGUCCGGAAGAAACCGGUCCCGGUCCGUGUAGAGAUCCGGUGCCAGUCCGGGACGGUUCAAAGUGCGUGAUGCCAGUGAACGGAGGGGGCCUGCUCUCCCUGAGCAGAUAUCCAACUCAGUAUUUAACCAAYCCGGUCAUGGAGGAGACGGUGUGGGAGCAGUACACAGUGACCCUUCACAGAGAUCCAAAGAUGGGUUUCGGUAUCGCGGUCUCCGGAGGACGGGACAACCCGAACGAGGAAACGGGCGAGACGUCCAUCAUGGUGUCCGACGUCCUGCAGGGAGGACCUGCAGACGGCUUGUUGUUUGAGAAGGACCGGGUGGUCCAGGUGAAUGCCGUCGCCAUGGAGGGGGCUCAGCACUCCUUUGCCGUUCAAACCCUCAGGAAGUGYGGGAAAGUGGCCAAAAUUACCGUCAAACGUCCCCGGAAGGUUCCGGUGAACCUGAUGAACCGUCCUCCGUCCCCUGACGACCGGGUUUUCAACAACGACUACAACGAUGACUACAACUAUGACCGCCGCAGCGUCGGGGCGCGGGACUACAGCCCGGAGCAGCGAGGCGGCUACCCGGACUCCGGGUACCAAACCCGUGACUACGACCGCGGCCGGAUCACAGACCGGGACCUGAACCCGAACCGCAACUACAAGCGAGACGGGAGCCGAGGACGCACCCUGGACCGGGAGCCCAGCCCCGACCGCCGCUACAAGAGCGACAACCGUCUGGACCGCGACUACAGCCCCGAGCGGCGGUACCAGGACUACAGCCCGGACCGCCGCUACCGCAGCGAGCGGGCCCUGGACCGGGGCCCCAGCCCGGACCGCCGCUUCCGCAGCGAGCGGACGCUGGACCGUGACCACAGCCCCGACCAGCGCUACGGGCGCGAUGGCUACAACCCCGGCUGGGGGCGGGACCAAGACCCGAGGAAGUUCGACGAGCCGGCGAGGCGGAGCGGGAGCCGGGACCGACUGGACCGCUCGCCGUCGCCUCCGCCUGCGCCCAUCCCUCUGCCCCGCCCCCCCAGAGACCUGGAGCCGCUGGAGAAACCUGUGAACGUGCUGCUGCUGAAGAACCAUCCCAAYGAAGAGUACGGUCUUCGUCUGGGCAGCCAGCUCUUCAUCAAAGAGAUGACCAGCACYGGACUCGCCGGUCGUGACGGCAACCUGCAGGAAGGAGACAUCAUCCUGAAGAUCAACGGCACCGUGACGGAGAACCUGUCCCUGAGCGACGCCGGGAAGCUGAUCGAGAAGUCCCGCGGGCGGCUGGCGCUGGUGGUGCAGAGGGACCGGCGCCAGGUCCUGAUCCGGAUCCCGCCGAUGGUCGACAGCGACUCGGAGUUCGAUGAUAUCUCUGAGAUCGAGUCGUACCGCUCUUAUUCCCCACAGGAUGACAGACGGGUUCACCACUCCGACCUCUCGUCCCACUCGUCCAACGAGAGGAUUCGAGACAAACCCAGAGAGGACCCGCCUAACAGGUUGGCAAAAAUGGGCGCCAUGCCGACGCCAUUCAGAAGUGCAGAUAGAAAUGUUGAAGACACGCCCCCUUUGCAAGCAGAGAGGGAGGAGCCUCGAUCUGAGACGCCACUAGCUGCACCAGCCGCCGCCCCGAGGGUCCAGGCUCCAUCAAAGGUUCCCCUAAAGCCAAGCGCAGAAGACCAGGAAGUAUACGGCCCCAACACGUUGAUGGUGUGUUUCAAGAAAGGCGACAGCGUGGGUCUGAGGCUGGCGGGAGGAAACGAUGUCGGCAUCUUCAUCGCUGGCGUCCAGGAGGACAGCGCGGCCGAGCAGGAGGGCCUCCGUACGGGAGAUCAGAUAAUGAAGGUGAACAAUGUGGACUUCAGAGGGAUGGUGCGAGAAGAAGCCGUUCUUUACCUCCUGGAGGUCCCUAAAGGAGAGGAUGUCACCAUUCUGGCUCAGAGCAAACCUGAAGUGUACGAGGACAUUUUAGCUUCUGGCAGAGGAGACUCGUUCUUCAUCAGAACCCACUUCGAGUACGAGAAGGAGGCUCCGCAGAGCCUUCCCUUCAGCAGAGGGGAGAUCUUCAAAGUCACCGACACGCUUUACGACGGCAAGCUGGGCCACUGGCUGGCCAUCCGCACCGACAAGGACAACCAGCUGCUGGAGAAAGGAAUCAUUCCCAACAAGAGCAGGGCGGAGCAGAUGGCCAACGUCCAGAACGCCGCCCGCGCCGCGUCGGGCAACGACAGAGGAGACUUCUGGAGGCUGAGGGGUCAGCGGGCGGCCAAGAAGAAGGACCUGCGUAAGAACCGAGACGACCUGAGCGUGGCGCCGGUCAGCACGCGCUUCCCCGCCUACGAGAGAGUGGUUUUACGUGAAGCUGGUUUUAAGAGGCCCGUGGUGAUCUUUGGGCCCAUUUCUGACGCGGUGAAUGAGAAACUGGCCAACGACCUUCCAGACGAGUUUGUUGUUGCCAAAACGGAGCCGAAGGACGCAGGAAGUGAGAAAUCCUCUGGAGUUGUGAGACUGAACACCAUCAGACAGAUCAUUGAAGAGGACCGUCACGCUCUGCUGGACGUCACUCCCAAAGCCGUGGACACGUUGAACUACACGCAGUGGUACCCCAUCGUCAUCUUCCUGAACCCGGACAGCAAACAGGGCGUGAAGACCAUGAGGAACCGCCUCAUGCCCGGGUCCAACCGCAGCGCCAGGAAACUCUACGAGCAGUCCGUCAGGCUGAAGAAGACCUGCUCUCACCUGUUCACAGCAACGAUCGAUCUGAACUCUGCGAACGACGCGUGGUACGGCAGCGUGAAAGACUCGAUCCGGGAGCAGCAGGACCGAGCGGUCUGGGUUUCUGAGGCCAAGAUGGACGGUUCAGAGGAGGACCUGGACCUCCACGACGACCGCAUGUCCUACCUGUCGGCCAUGAGCGCUGACUACCUCAGCAUGGACAGCCGCCUGACCAGCGACUACGACGACACGGCGGACGAGGGCGGAGCUUACACCGACAACGAGCUGGACGAGCCCAUGGACGAGCCGCAGCCCGUGUCGGCCAUCAGCCGGUCGUCGGAGCCCGUGCUGCCGGACGAGAGGCCCCACCCCGUUCCCCCACGUAUGAAGAGAGCAGGAAGUAGAGAGAUGCUCAGCAGAGAUCCCAGCCCUCCUCCUUCUUUUGUCCCUGAACCCCCGAAGGUCCGGUCCCAGACUCGCUCCGACUCGACGCGGAGCUACGAGUCUCACUCCAGCAGCACCAUCAGCAGCGACGCCGCGAUCGUAAACAGACCGGGUCCCCCGCCCGUGGCCCUGAAGCCCACCGUGGCCCGUCCCAACCAGCCGUCAGAGGAUCAGAGCACAAAGAAAGAGCAGGGGGAGGAGGAGGACCCCGCCAACAAAUCCUUCCUGGGAAAGCGGGCGGUUAAUCAGAUUAAAGCCUUUGAGAAGAUGGACCACCUGGCCCGAGCUCAGAGGCUCCUGGAGCUGCAGGAGGCGGAGAACGCUCGAUUGGAAAUUGCCCAGAAGCAUCCAGACAUUUAUGCUGUCCCAGUGAAACUGCCAAAACCCAACCUAAACCGCCCGCAGCCGAUUGGGUCCAACGCCGAGCCGCAGGCGAUGCCCAGACCUCCAUACUCAGAGACCAGAGGACACGAGGACAGGGAGGUGGAGUACCGGCGCCAGCUGUCCGACCAGGCCAGGAAGGGAUACUACAACCCUCAGAAAUACAACGACACUGAGCUGUGAGGCGCCCAGAACCAGGAAGUAAGCCCGUGGCUCCGUCACCCGYCUGGUUACAGCUUCUCUGAACUCUUUACUUGCAGUCACAUUUCCUGCCGAGACGUCCGCUUCAACACUGAUUUCAGAUUAUCUUUUGUUUUUAAUUAUUUUUGAAGCUGUCGUCUUUAUGUUGUACAGAAAGUGUGCGUCUGGUUCUGUUCUUCACGAGUAAAAUGUUCUGGUGUAAAUAUUCAGUUUGUUUCCGUCUAGUUCAGUUUCCUUUUUAUUAAACCCAGUUUGAGCCUCCGGUGUUGGACUGUUACCGCUGAGCCACAGAGGAACUGUUCAAGUCCAACAGGGAAAAACUGUUGAAUCUACCAGAAAUAAAGAGGGGUUUGAGGUGGCCGCAACUGAAUUGAGAAGGAUUUGAGACACUUGCAACUAAAUUGAGAGGUUUAAGAGAUCUGCAACUAAAUUAAGGAUUUAGGAGGCUUACAACUAAAUUAAGGUUUUAAGAUGACCACAACUAAAUUGAGAAGGGUUUGUGACGCUUGCAACUACAUAGAGAAGGGUUUGAGACCUUCGCAACUAAAUUGAGAAAGGCUUGAGAUUCUCGCAACUAAACUAAAAAAAUUUGAGAUGCUUGCAACUAAAUUGAGAGGGGUUUGAGAUUCUUGCAACUAAACUAAGAAAAGUUUGCGAUGCUUGCAACUAAAUUGAGAAGGGUUUGAGACUCUUGCAACUAAAUUGAGAAGGGUUUGAUGCUCUUGCAACUAAAUUGAGAAGGGUUUGAGAUUCUCGCAACUAAACUGAGAAGUUUGAGAUGCCCACAAUUAAAUUGAGAGGUUUGAGACUUGCAACUAAGCUAAGAAAAAUUUGAGAUGCUUGCAACUAAAUUGAGAGGUUAGGGACGCGUGUAGUUAAACUAAGAGUUAGUUUAGUUUUAAUUCUCUGUCAUCAGAUUGUAACAGUCGGCACAGGAGGCGGACGUUUCUUUCACCACCCUAUGGAACAUCUCAGAUCUAGUUUUCACAUUGAUACUGUUCUGUCAGUCCGUUGCUCGCCUCUACAUUUCACGCUGGACACUUGGUCCUCGGUGCGCUGUACGUGGGUGGAAGCUGUGCACUCUGGGAAAACUGUCAAGUGCCUUCUCGUUUUACCUUCUGAAGACUGGCUUUGAAAAUCUGAACCCAGGUGACAAUCCUGUGCUGUUUUUAUUCCUUAUGAUUAAAGAAUUAUUUGUAAACUUGAAAUGGAAACACCUGCUGUUACUUUCUUUGAGCUUCAAAUCCAAACUGGAGUUGAAGUUACUCCAAACACAACUGUUCCUAUUUGUGUCUGUGUUGAACUGAAAAGCUCCUGUGAGUCCUGAGCUGGACCUGAGGCAGAGUCGUCACCUUUUUAUUGCAGAUAUUUUUGUACCGAAUCCAAACCCGCCGUGCACGAGUGUCGGGAACCUGGUGACAAUCAUGUCUUUUUGUUUGUGACUUUCACCGUUUUGUAGUGUUUGACCUCCUGAGUGUUUCACUACUCGCUCUCUGAAAAGUCCAAUAAAACGUUUUUUUACACACUG